Messenger RNA from Magnolia sinica, 2939 nucleotides. RefSeq lists its product as uncharacterized. The record is from RefSeq and is a predicted model, not a curated record. The transcript is spliced from 9 exons. NCBI's taxonomy places the organism in Eukaryota, Viridiplantae, Streptophyta, Magnoliopsida, Magnoliales, Magnoliaceae. The coding region runs from base 1528 to 2742 and encodes 404 amino acids.
AAAUUCCCAAAAGUCAGGCCGAGCAAACCGACUAAAGCUUAUUAGGUAUUAGGCUCAAGACCAUCUGAGCCGCUUGAGUUCACCCAUUGAAUUUGGACCGCUGACCAUGUCGUGUCCCAACCGUUGAUGAACCAUGCCCUAAAACUCCCCAAAUCAGAAGAUCUAGUCCCCAUUUUUGCUAUUUUUGAAUUAUGGGCUCCACUUUCCAGAACAGAAAACCUCGGCAGGCCCAUCAUAUGAACGGUUUGGGUUUUUUUUAAUACGACCUGAUCCGAAGGCUAAAAGGAUGUAUUCUAGAUGUGGGCUGCUUGAUGAACUACACCCGUGCAGGCCCGAUGGUCUUAAUACGGGUCCGUUGUCAUGUCGGAUCCUAAAACCCGACAUGUGGUCCAACUGGUACAGUGCUAUUCGUGCCAGGGGUCAUUACUGGACGGUCUUGAUUGAACAUUCGUACGUAUGGGCAGGGAGUCUGGGUCACGGAUGGAAGCUCACUUGAGACAGUCCGAUGAUCCUGCACACGUGCAAACACAAGAUCCACGCCAUUUACCAGAUGGCUGCACAUUCGUUGGUCCAAACAUCAGGACGGUGGGCCUCAAGUGGUUUAAGAAACUAGUCAUGAAUGUCAUGUAAAAUGCGGAUUGCAUCCAAUAGAUGCCAGCAUGCAUGUGUAAGCCACAAAAGAUGAUCAACGGUGGAGAAUUAGCACACGAGGCACAUGCGUGGUGCUUUUAUAUGUAAGGCUCGAUUGAAGAUGGAUGGUGGCACACGUGUAAGGACAGUGAAAAGUUAGCUUUGAGGUUCUUUUCAUUAUGUGGGCGCAAAUGGAUGGUGACACGUGGUGCGUUGGGACAUGUCUGACAAAUUAGAAGAUAGGGACACUGUGUGUGCGGGACAUACCAUGAUGUAUGUGUUUAAUCCAUGCCAUCUAUCCAUUUUUCCAGCUCAUUUUAGGGCAUGAGACCAAAAAUUAGUAAGAUCCAAAUGUAAGGUGGACCACACCACAGGAAAACAGUGUUGAUUGAACGUCUACCAUUAAAACUUUCUAGAGCCCACUGUAAUAUUUAUUUGCCAUCCAACCUGUUGAUAAGGUCGCAUUGACUUGGAUGAAGGGAAAACAAAACUUCUGUGGCCCCUUAAAAAUUUCAAUGGUAAGCAUUCAAUGCUCACUUUUUACUGUGGUGUGGUCCAACUAAGAUUUGGGUCUGCCUCAUUUUCGUCCUCAUGUACUAAAAUGAUCUGACAAAAUGGAUGGACGGCAUGGAUAAAAAUACAUACAUCAUGGUGGGCCCCACAGAGCUUUGAUACCAGCUAGCUAGCUGAUGUUGGGGUCACUGGCCAAACCGCGUCCGGAAGAUAGGGUCCAAAUACUGGGGCCAUGUUCAAUCCGCCUGAUGAUGAGAGGAGAAGACGUGGCACACGUGUUCUACGUUGGCACGUGCACACGACUCUCUCCUUCAGUGUUUCUUUGCGCGAUUCCCCGCCCUCCAAUAAGGUUUAGGGUUUUGGAGAAGCAGAGCAGAGCCGAUCAUGGCUCUCUCUGAGAACAAGAAAUGGCUGGCAUCGACCAUCGUUUUAACAGUCACUGCUGCAAUUUCUGCAGCUGCAGCUUUCUCUGUCUGCAUUUGGAGGAGGAAAUCAAAAGGUUUGGAGUCGAGGAUUCGGGAGCUAGAAAUCUCUAUGAAAGCUUCUUUGAAGAAAUCUAUUGCUGAAAGACAAGGUAGAAUUAGGGCUCAACAGGCUUUGAGGAAAACACUGGAACAACAUGGCUCCGACAAAUCAAAGCCAGCUUCUUUCCCAAUGACACCCAUUGCUACUGUUCAGUCAUGCUUUUCUACCAGAAAUGGAACACCAAGGCAACCUCUAAUUGUACCACUCGCUAGGGCAUGUUUGGUACUUGAUUCGGGCCGGGCUCCUGCAGAAGCACUCGAGGGCCUGGCCGACUACUCUCAUUGUUGGAUCCUUUAUAUCUUCCAUCUGAACACUGACCUGGAGAAGUUGUGGAAGCAACCAUCCAAAUCGAAGCUUAAGGCAAAGGUAAGAGUACCUAAAUUGAAAGGUGGAAAGAUGGGAGUGCUUGCUACAAGAUCUCCGCAUCGACCUUGCCCUAUUGGUCUUACUGUUGCAAAGGUGGAGGCGGUGCAUGGGCGUGUUAUUCUACUUUCUGGUGUGGAUCUAGUUGAUGGCACGUACUUGAUGUCAAACCUUAUCUACCAUAUUCUGACAGCAUUCAAGGAGCAACGGUACCGAAGUGGGUCUGCAACUAAUACAACAUGUCCCAUGCAGGGGGAUAGUUCACUAACUACAGCAUCUGUUAACUUCUCCCCAGAAUUCAAAACCACUCUUGCCAGUUGCUGGGUGACAGCAGAGAAACACUCGUUGUAUGCUUCCCCAGAUGAAUUUCAGAGCUUAAUCAGGCAAGUACUUUCAUGGGAUAUAAGGUCAGUGGCGCAGCGGAAACGUCCCCAUCAUGCUCACUCAAAGGAAGAAAUACAUGUGAAUGAUAAUCCAUCAUCUGUAUCAGAGGACGACGAUGAUGAUGCUGAAUCAGAUGGUGUUUCUAACGGAAACUCAAAUGCUGCCAUGGAUGUAACAUAUCACUUGAUAUUGGAAGGAGUCAAGGUUUCAUACAGAAUCAACAGUAGCUCCAAUGUCAUUGUAGAGAAAGCAACCCUUUGUGAAGACGUAAAAAACGAAGGUGACCGGUGCAAUUACAUGAUGUGGAGAGAUCAGGUCGCAUGCUAGAAAAAGCAGAUGUUUCAUUUUUGUCUGUCACACACUGUUUUCUACGGCAGACCGACAUUCACGGACUGACAUGCAGGAAUUUAUUGGGUACAGGAUAUUAGAUACUGUAGGAGUUUAGCAGGAAUGCCGGAGUUUACCAGAUGAUAUUUUUACACUUGCGAGUGAAUUAUAAAUAAGGAGAGCUCACUUGCAUAUUA